AUGAUGAUUCUUCAUUUUUUAUUGCUUUUCCCAACAAUUUCUGCUUCUUUGAAUUUUACUCGUCUUCCAUAUACGAAUCCUCCUCCCCCAGCAAGAUGCUAUAAUGCUAUGGAUUAUGACCCAGUCACUAACUCCCUCAUCAUUUUUGGAGGUAUUAAAAGCAACACAGAGCUUUAUAGAGACAUAUGGCAAUUUGAAUUAAAUACAAAGUUAUGAAAUAUGCUUGAGACAACGUCGUCUUACUAUCUAGGUAUGUUUUAA
Molecule: messenger RNA, 261 nt
Organism: Blepharisma stoltei
Lineage: Eukaryota; Ciliophora; Heterotrichea; Heterotrichida; Blepharismidae
Source: the annotation of a GenBank genome assembly